Messenger RNA from Trematomus bernacchii (emerald rockcod), 3401 nucleotides. RefSeq names its product alkylglycerone phosphate synthase (gene agps). The coding region runs from base 67 to 1968 and encodes 633 amino acids. The transcript has 20 exons. Gene Ontology annotation, molecular function: alkylglycerone-phosphate synthase activity; FAD binding. Gene Ontology annotation, biological process: lipid biosynthetic process. NCBI's taxonomy places the organism in Eukaryota, Metazoa, Chordata, Actinopteri, Perciformes, Nototheniidae. The record is from RefSeq and is a predicted model, not a curated record.
CUGCGCUGACCUCUGACAGCCGCUCAUGGAUCCGCUGCUCCCUCCCUUCACAAACAAGGAAGCAGCAUGGCGUCCAACAGCAGCGGCAGCUCCGACAGGCAGCGGGUUGCACAGCAAAGACUGAGAAUAAUUACCGGACAUUUACAGGGACGAGAGGACGGGGACUCCACCAUCAUAGCCGCCGAGUGCAAAGCCGAGGGCAGCCAGACAGAUAUCUCCAGAGAGGAGGGGAAGACGGUGCCGAGGAGAAGGCAGGAAAUCAUGAAAUGGAACGGCUGGGGAUACAGCGAUACAAAAUUCCUCUUCAAUAAGAAAGGUCAAGCAGAAUUUACAGGCAAAAGGUAUAGGCUAAGUGGUAUGAUCAUCCCUGCUCUGAAGGAAUGGUUCGAAGGCACGUUUGGGGCCAGUAUGCAGCAUAAAUCUCCAGCAGCGCCUGUUCUGAAUAGCGGUGCUGUACAGCCUCCCACUCUAAACGAGGCCUUCUUGGAAGAACUGAAAUCCACAGGUAUUCCCUUCUCUCAUGACGCAGAGGACCGGGUGUUUCGGGCCCAUGGACAUUGCUUACACGAGAUCUUUGCUCUGCGAGAGGGGAAAGUUGGUCGUGUUCCGGAUAUGGUGGUAUGGCCAAACUGCCACGAUGAUGUGGUGAAAAUAGUUGAACUGGCGUGCAAACAUGAUGUUUGUUUGAUACCAUAUGGAGGAGGGACGAGUGUCUCUAGUGGCCUCGAGUGCCCACCAGAGGAAACUCGCUGCAUUGUCUCCGUGGAUACCUCACAGAUGAACCGCAUUCUGUGGAUUGACGAGAAAAAUUUAACGGCCCAUGUGGAAGCUGGCAUCGUCGGCCAGGAUUUGGAGCGAUUGCUUAAUGAGAGCGGCUACUGUACGGGCCAUGAGCCUGACUCCAUGGAGUUCAGCUCCCUGGGGGGGUGGGUAGCAACCAGAGCGUCAGGCAUGAAGAAGAACAUCUACGGCAACAUUGAGGACCUGGUGGUGCAUGUAAAGAUGGUGACCCCUCAAGGAGUGAUUGAAAAAAGCUGUCGAGGCCCACGCAUGUCCACGGGGCCAGACAUUCACCACUUCAUCAUGGGCUCAGAAGGAACCCUGGGCGUGGUUACAGAGGUCACGAUGAAGAUUCGUCCCAUGCCAGAGUACCAGAAAUACGGCUCAGUCGUAUUCCCUAAUUUUGAGCAGGGAGUUGCCUGUCUUCGAGAGGUUGCCAAACAGAGGUGCGCCCCAGCGUCGAUACGACUCAUGGAUAAUGAGCAAUUUAAAUUUGGUCAUGCCCUGAAGCCUCAAGUAUCUUCCAUGUUCACAUCCUUUCUGGACGGCUUGAAGAAGUUUUACAUCACCAAGUUCAAAGGGUUCGACCCGGACCGCCUGUGUGUGGCCACCCUGCUGUUUGAGGGGGGACGGGAGAAGGUCCUGCAGCACGAGAAGCAAGUUUAUGACAUCGCUGCCAAAUUUGGGGGGCUGGCAGCUGGAGAGGACAAUGGGCAGAGGGGCUACAUGUUGACCUUCGUCAUCGCUUACCUCCGGGACUUGGGGAUGGAGUACUAUGUGAUCGGGGAGUCCUUCGAAACCUCUGUGCCCUGGGACAGGGUGUUGGACAUUUGCCGGAACGUGAAGGCACGCGUCAUUGGGGAAUGCAAAAACAAAGGAGUGCAGUUUCAACCGUUAUCCACAUGCAGGGUGACUCAGACGUACGAUACUGGUGCCUGUGUCUACUUUUACUUUGCCUUCAACUACAGGGGACUCAGUGAUCCAGUACACGUGUAUGAACAAGUGGAGCGUGCAGCGAGAGAAGAGAUCCUUGCCAAUGGAGGGAGCUUGUCACAUCACCAUGGAGUGGGAAAACUUCGGAAGGAGUGGAUGAGAGAGACCGUCUCCGAUGUCGGCAUGGGGAUGCUCCAGUCUGUCAAGGACUACGUGGACCCCAAGAACAUCUUCGGAAACAGAAACCUUCUCUAAAUUCCCCGCUCACCUUUAUCUUACCUUUUUCUAAAAAAAAGCAUCUUGUGCAUCUUGGGAUUAAUUGUUACUAAAUGUGAACUAAAAAUGCACAGACAUUUUUCAUCAAAAGUGUCAAUCAGUGCCAUUUAUUGAUUCACCAAAACCUUUUAUUUUACGUUAUAUUGCACUAAAUAUGCUGUAGCAAUCAUCCUCACUCACGGUGAAGAUCAUCUUGCUGUUUAAUCACUGCCUCAACUUGUUGUUGGAGCUACAGCCAUGAUGCAACAAAACCUUUUAUUUGUUGUCAUAUUUUCUUACGCAUUUCCUAAAUAUUCUUGCCAACAUGGUUAAUUCUUCUGUUUGUUUUUACUUUCGUGUGUGAGUGUGUGUGUUUGGCACUUCUUUAGUAAGUUCUAAGUGAAUGCACUUUCUAAAGCUUUUGUCUGCCUUCCCCUUGUCCUACGAAACACUCUACUGAGUCGCUUUGUGAAGCAGAAUGAACUCGGACAUGAUGUUUUCCGUGUCUUGCCCUCAUGCCUUCUGUUGUACUGACCUAUUGCCAUAAGAGACAUUUUCUGUAAGUGACUGUAAGUGUGUGCCUCUGCCUCCUAAUUUUAACAGAGCCCCCCUUUCUAGAAGUACAGUGAGAUUACAAAGAGAGAUAAUCCUUGUGUGUUUAGUUUUUUGUAUUGAGAGCGUUUACCUUUAUCGUGGAGACAGUGAAGUGGGGGGGGGAAAGCCAUUGCGUUUUUCCAUCACACCUGAUUCAAUGUGACCCCGUUUGCAGUUUAAGGCCUCUGGAUCCCGGUGCUCACGUCGUACCAAAGACUCAACAGAUCAGAUCAUGUAAACGUUUUAAAUAACUUCAUGCACAGCUGAACUAUAUUUUUUAAUCAACAUAUGCAAAGAUAACCCUUCUGAAAGAAGUAAAAAUGUAGAUAUUUGUUAUAUGUGCUAAACCUUUCUACAUCAUGUUUCUUAUGUUUAAGACACUGUAUUGAAUCAUAUCUGCUCCAUACAGUAGAAUGGCCCAGAAACGCAUAUAUUUUCCCUUGUUACUGUACUGUGUAAAGGUUUUGGGAUGGAUACUGUAAUGUGCUACAAUUUGAUACUAGACUUGUACCAUUUGUAAUUGUAAACCAAUGAUUUGGAAGCAACGUAAAGCUGUAAGAAAGCAGUUUGCUGAGAAAUCUCGCCUUUUCCCCUUUCUGAUCUAUGAUUUGCAUUCUCCUGAACCAUCGUCCUUUUUAAUCCAUAAUAUUUCCCAAGAUAAAAGGACUCAUUAGGGACCUGUCAUGUGACGUUUUACCUGUGUCAAAAAAACGUGAGCUUUUGAACGUUAUGGAUGUACCUUUUUGUUUUUGUUAUUUUCCACUUCCUCCUAACAACGUCAUAACAACCGAGUACAUUUUGUCUAUGCUGUUCGUGCAAUAAAUUGAACUAAAACAUCC